AUGACACGAGUAUAUCAAAACUUUCAAGCAAUUCGUGGUGGUGGUGGUGGUCCUUUAGUAAAUUUUCCUGGUGUGUCAUUGCGUGUUCCAGACAGUACAAGUACUGCUUUAGCUGAUUUUAAUGCAACACGUCAACGUGAAAAACAUGAACUUGAACAAUUAAAUGAUAAACUUGCACAAUAUGUUGAAAAAGUAAAAUUUUUAGAAAUACAAAAUAAAAAAUUACAAAUGGAAUUAGAUAUAUUACGAAGUCGUGCAGGGCAAGAUUCAUCACGUAUUAAAGAAAUGUAUGAUAUUGAAAAGAAUGAAGCAAAUAAAUUAAUUGAUUCUACAAAAUAUGAUAAUGCUGCUGCUGCACAACAAACUGAAAAAGAAGUUGAACAACUACGAGUACAAUAUAAUGAAGUAAGUAACUAA
Rotaria sordida is the source of this 417-nucleotide messenger RNA. The record is from the annotation of a GenBank genome assembly. Lineage: Eukaryota; Metazoa; Rotifera; Eurotatoria; Philodinida; Philodinidae.